UCCCGGUCCCAAAGGUUCCGCUGCGGCUGCUGAGAAGGGAGCGGGUCUCGUUGAGCUCCCUUAGAUUGCCGGCCGGCCGCAAAAUGGUGGCGUAGUCAGUGUGCGAGAGCCCCCAUUCCGACAACUGGCUUAGCAGGCCCGGCGGACCGGCAAGAAGGACGGAAGGAGAAGCGCCCGCGGCCAUGGCCAGCGUGCACGAGAGCCUGUACUUCAACCCCAUGAUGACCAACGGGGUGGUGCACGCCAACGUCUUCGGCAUCAAAGACUGGGUCACCCCCUACAAGACGGCGUUGCUGGUGCUGAUCAGCGAGAUGGGCCGCGACGGGCCUUACCUCAGCCUGCUCGAGAGGCGCAGUCUCAACCGCAUGUUGCUGCUGCUGCUUCAGGGCCCUGAUAUGACCCUUUCUCGACUGAUUAAGGCCAUUGAAGAAUGCUGCUCCCAGCUAGCAAGCUUAGUGCAAAUAAGGAUAAAGCUGAUGGCAGCGGGAGAACUGAAAGACAUGGAGCAGUUCUUCGAUGACCUCUCAGAGGCAUUCAAUAGACCAGAACCAGAUGUUCACAAGACCAGUGUCGUAGGCUUGUUCCUGCGUCAGAUGAUCCUGGCCUACAACAAGCUGUCCUUCAGCCAAGUGUACAAGCUGUACACAGCGCUUCAGCAGUACUACCAGGAGGACCUGAAGAAGAGCGGCGGAGAGGAGGCCGAGAUGGAGCUGACGCCCAGUGAGGGCCUCGACACAAAGAUGGAGAAAGAAGACUUUGACGGACCUCUCAGGGAGGAAGAAAUAUCUUGCAAUGGGCCUCUUUCGCAGAAGCAAGCAGAAUACUUCCUCUCGCAACAGGCUUCUCUAUUGAAAAACGAUGAAACGAAAGCUCUUUCUCCGGCAUCUUUACAAAAGGAACUGAACAGCUUAUUAAAAUUUAACCCUGAUUUUGCUGAAGCGCACUACUUAAGCUAUUUAAACGGCCUCCGGGUGCAAGAUGUCUUCAGCUCCACUCACAGCCUCCUCCACUACUUCGACCGUCUCAUCCUCACUGGUGCCGAAAGCAAGAGCAACGGCGACGAGGGCUAUGGCAGGAGUCUGCGAUACGCUGCGCUGAACCUGGCCGCUCUGCACUGCCGCUUUGGCCACUACCAAUUGAAAGGUUCCUGUUCUCAGAGAACCAACGGUCCCUGCAAACUCUGUUAUCUGCAAACCGAGUGUUUCAUUUCCUUGCUGCCUCGGGAACAUGUCAUGAAGAAGUCUUCUGUAGUACUAGUCCCUUUCUCUUUCCAGAGCUAUUUGUACAUCCGGAAGCAGAAAAAUUCCGACAGUUGGCAGCUUUUGAAGGGUUCUGGUAGUUAGGCGGUGCAUUUUGGAUUGCCGUAUUUAGCCUCCCUGGGGAUCCAGUCCUUGGUUCAGCAAAGAGCUUUUGCGGGGAAGACAGCCAGCAAUCUAAUGGAUGCCUUGAAGGUCUCCGACCUCCUACACUGGAAGCACAGCCUGUCCGAGCUUAUCGACAUCAGCAUUGCCCAGAAGACGGCUAUUUGGAGGCUCUACGGUCGCAGCACCAUGGCCCUCCAGCAGGCCCAGAUGCUGCUGAGCAUGAACAGCCUGGAGGCCGUGAACGUGGGCAUCCAGCAGAACAACACCGAGUCCUUUGCGGUGGUGCUGUGCCACCUGGCCGAGCUGCACGCCGAGCAGGGCUAUUUUGCAGCAGCCUCAGAAAUCCUGAAGCACCUGAAAGAGAGAUUCCCCCCCAACAGUCAGCAUGCACAGCUGUGGAUGCUUUGUGAUCAAAAGAUCCAGUUUGACAGAGCCAUGAAUGACGGCAAGUACCAUGUUGCUGAUUCACUCGUGGCUGGAAUUACUGCAUUGAAUACCACAGAGGGGGUGUACAGGUAAGCAGUCCACAGGAACAAGGGCUUCUGCUGAUGUCUGA
Messenger RNA from Sphaerodactylus townsendi, 1920 nucleotides. RefSeq names its product anaphase promoting complex subunit 5 (gene ANAPC5). Lineage: Eukaryota; Metazoa; Chordata; Lepidosauria; Squamata; Sphaerodactylidae. Gene Ontology annotation, cellular component: anaphase-promoting complex. Gene Ontology annotation, biological process: anaphase-promoting complex-dependent catabolic process; positive regulation of mitotic metaphase/anaphase transition; protein K11-linked ubiquitination. The record is from RefSeq and is a predicted model, not a curated record.